Molecule: messenger RNA, 3098 nt
Organism: Pararge aegeria (speckled wood butterfly)
Lineage: Eukaryota; Metazoa; Arthropoda; Insecta; Lepidoptera; Nymphalidae
Gene: Mettl3
Product: N6-adenosine-methyltransferase subunit METTL3
Exons: 13
Coding region: 199-1899 (566 amino acids)
Cellular component (GO): nucleus; RNA N6-methyladenosine methyltransferase complex
Molecular function (GO): mRNA m(6)A methyltransferase activity; mRNA (2'-O-methyladenosine-N6-)-methyltransferase activity
Source: RefSeq, a predicted model, not a curated record
AAACAUUUUUAGAAAUUAAAUCAUUUGGACGUUUGCAAGAUGAUAUUAUUGUUUUAUUAAAUUGGUAUUUAACACAAUGAACACAUUUGUAAUAAAUUAAAAACCGCAAGUUAAUAAAUCACAAACUUUAGUAGAUUUUACUGGAGUUAGUGCAACUUUUUAGUUCAAGAUUAUAACGACUUAUAAGUUGAAUAAGCCAUGUCGGAUGCAUGGGAAGAAAUUCAGGCAGUGAAGAGUAAACGAAAUAGUUUAAGAGAGAAGUUAGAAAAGAGGAAGAAAGAAAGACAAAGUAUCCUUGGUGCGACUUUGACUACUGACAAAAAUGAAGGAACGCUGGUUACCUCAUCGAGUAAAGAUAGAUCGGUUGGAAGCCCCGCAGCGACAAAAAUUGAAGCUUCAGUAGAAAAACCUAAGCCAUUGCCUUCAGCAUCACUGGAAGUGAGGUUACUACAAGUUCUAUCGGACAUGCAGUUGCAAUUACCAGAAACAGCCAGUGCAUUAUUGCCAGGGUUGGGUGAUGUUGAUACUGGUAUUGUUGCCAGUUUAUUACAGAAGUUUGCUACCCAGAAACUUAUAGUAAUCAAAGAAAGGACUGAAAGUACAACAGAUGCCAGCAUAGAAGUGGUGAGUGCUGAAUCAGUGAGACUGGGAGCAGUGUUAGCUGCACUUAUGGAAGAGCAGUGUGCCCCUACAAAAAGAAAAGGUGAUAAAAAGAAAGAGGAAGGACCAAAUCCUAAAGUUUCUAAAACUACAACAGAUGAAAAAAAAACUGGAAAAGAUACAGACAUAAUGUCUUUGCUGGCAAUGCCUUCAAGUCGAGAAAAAGCAGUGAAGAGGGUAGGAGAAGAAAUCAUGGAUCUACUGAGCAAACCAACGGCUAAAGAGAAAUCGCUUGCUGAUAAAUUCAAGAGUCAAGGGGGUGCUCAGGUAAUGGAGUUCUGUCCACACGGCACCCGGGCUGAGUGUGUGCGAGCAUUCAAGACAUCAGCUAGUGAACCUGACAACGGCUACAACUGUAAGAAGCUACAUUUCAAGAAGAUCAUCCAGAGUCACACAGAUGAGAGCCUGGGAGACUGCUCGUUUCUUAAUACCUGCUUCCAUAUGGACAGUUGCAAAUAUGUUCACUAUGAAGUGGACAACACCGAUCCUAACUUAAACGCGCAUAAACAUAUCGUGGAAACUAUUACGAAAGCCGGACACAAUGGUACGAACGUAGCUCCAAAACAAGAUGGCGUGCUAACAUUGACCCCGCCGCAGUGGAUUCAGUGCGAUUUAAGAUAUUUGGAUAUGACAUUUUUAGGAAAGUUCGCGGUGAUAAUGGCGGAUCCACCAUGGGAUAUCCACAUGGAGCUACCAUACGGCACCAUGUCUGACGACGAGAUGAGAUGCCUGGGAGUUCCGCAGUUGCAAGACAGUGGGCUCAUCUUCCUGUGGGUCACAGGACGGGCUAUGGAACUCGGUAGAGAGUGUCUCAAGUUGUGGGGCUACGACCGAGUAGACGAACUGAUAUGGGUGAAGACGAAUCAAUUGCAGAGGAUCAUACGCACCGGACGAACCGGCCACUGGCUCAAUCAUGGGAAAGAGCAUUGUUUGGUGGGAAUGAAGGGUAAUCCAGACAAUUUGAACCGUGGUCUGGACUGUGACGUCAUCGUUGCGGAGGUGCGCGCCACUUCGCACAAACCGGAUGAAAUUUACGGCAUAAUUGAGAGGCUAAGCCCCAGCACGAGAAAAAUAGAGUUAUUUGGUCGACCACAUAACGUCCAACCUAAUUGGAUAACUCUCGGCAACCAAGUAGACGGCGUCCGUUUGGUGGAUCCCGAUUUAAUAGCAGCCUUCAAGAAGAGAUAUCCGGAUGGCAACUGUAUGGCACCCCCGCCACCAGAUCCGGGCCUACCGUAGCCACAGACUAGAAAAUUUGAUAUAGAAGAAUUUAGCAAAAACUACAGUCUAUACCUACUCCAUAAUCUAUACUGUGUACUAUACAGGCCUUAGCAAAUCGAUGAGUUGUUGUACUAUCGCGUGACGUCAGUGUAAAAUGGUUUUUAACAACCUUGUUUUAAAGUUUAAGUUCGUCCGCACUUCUAAAGCCAGUGUUUCUAGCAAAACGUUUAUAUUAUAUUAAAAUUUUAUGUAACGGAAUUUAAGACUUUAAGACGUUAAUGUAUUAGUGUAAAAAAACAGGUGCCCCCAUUUGCGCAGCGUAUAAACAAAUCUGUUAAAAUAUAGGUAAUAUUCGCCCGCGACCUGUACACCCGUGGGUAAGAAUAAGUAAGACGUUGAAUCACGUGACAUAAAGUAGAUUUUUAGAAUUUUUGUGGCAGUAAUAGGUAGACACUUGAUACACUUCAAUUUUAUGUCAAAUGAUAAAAAGCUAAUAGUAACUAACUAACUAGUAAAUUGGACUUGAGGCAAGAAGUGCCACGCACAUCGUAUAACUUAAAAGCACUGCCUACCCAAAAGUUUAUUUUUACCUGGUUGCGAAGAGUAUUUCCAUCAUACACUUAAAACAACAUUUUAUGACAAAUGAUGUAAAGCUACUAAUAUUUGAUUUAAGGCAAAAGUGGCAUGCACACAACUUAAUAAAACUUUGGGUUGACAGGUACCCAAUUGAUUUUUCACCAAGUUAUACAGAAAAAUGUUUACCUGAGACACCUGCCUACCUAAAUUCCUAUUCUGGGUGACACCCUGUGUACGUCUAAAUAUAGGUUGUGCAGUGUCGUGUAUAGAGGUAUGCAUAGGGUAUGCAGAUGGUAUAAAAUGAAGAAACUCUCCAGUAAGAGUUAUAAAAAGCCUACAUUUAAGUAUUUAUAACUCGUACUGGAGAUUUUCUUCAUUUUAUAUCAUCUGCAUACCCUUUGCAUACCCUCUAUGCACCCCACUGAGGUUGUGCAAUGUACAAAGUCCAUAAUGCUGUGUGUGCACUAGUUAGCUCGAAUUCCCCUACACUCAUUAGUGGACGAAGUCGCCGGGGAUGCACAGGUCGCACGCGAGAUUAGUCUUUUUAUAUGGAACAAGGUAUUUUAAAGUUUUUAGCAACAUGUUAAUUAUUAGAAUCGUAAGUUAAGAUUUGUAAAUAAAUGAAAUAUUUUAAUAUUUUA